AUGAUGAUUUUUGGUUUACUCAUGAUUUCAAAUGCUCGAAAACGUCAUAUGCAAAUAGCAGCAGAUAACAAUACUCGAAGAAAAGAUCUUUCACGUUCUAAAGAUCGUCAAUUAAUACGAAUGCUAUUAGUACAAGUAAUUAUUGUUAUAUGUUGUACGGCGCCAUUUGCAACUGUUAACAUUUUUUAUAAGAUGGUGAGAUAUGCAGAUGAACCAGUGUAUAAUCGUAAGAUUAAACUAUUUUUUGACAAUAUUUGUCGAUUAAUAUUAUAUUUUAAUCCAAUGAUUGAAUUUUAUAUUUAUACAUUAUCUAGUCGAGCAUUUCGUACUGAAAUCAAGCGUGUUAUGAAACGUGGAUGUAAAUUUGUAUAUGAAAAAUUUGGUUUACAACAAUGCUUUUCCAAACGUCAACAAAAUCAAAUAGUUGUAUUAAGUUUAAGUGUAAGUCAAUAA
Molecule: messenger RNA, 453 nt
Organism: Rotaria socialis
Lineage: Eukaryota; Metazoa; Rotifera; Eurotatoria; Philodinida; Philodinidae
Source: the annotation of a GenBank genome assembly